UGAAUUGCAUUUUUACCAUUUGGCAGCUAAAAACAUUGUGUGUCAAAACCCUCUGUUGAAAAGUUUUUAAGUACAACCAAAAGUCGGCUAUUAUUAAUAUAAUUUUAAUUGAGAAAUAAAAUGGCGGACGGUGCAGGCAGUUGGUGCUUAAUUGAGAGUGAUCCCGGGGUAUUUACGGAACUGAUUCGUGAAUUUGGAUGUGAAGGGGUGCAAGUAGAGGAAAUUUGGAGCUUAGAUCCUGACCUGUUUAAAGACCUCGAACCUAUACAUGGUUUGAUUUUUCUAUUCAAAUGGGUCCCAGACGAUGAACCCACUGGUUCAGUAGUGCGAGAUAAUCGGCUGGAUAACGUAUUUUUUGCAAAACAAGUUAUCAAUAAUGCUUGCGCAACACAAGCUAUUCUUAGCAUUCUAUUGAAUUGUAAUCACGAAGACAUAAAGUUGGGAACAACUCUUACCGAGUUCAAGGAAUUUUCACAAUCUUUUGAUCCUUUAAAUAAAGGCUUAACCCUAAGCAAUGCCCCAAAAAUCCGCUCUGUUCACAAUUCCUUUGCGCGACAAACACUCUACGAACUAGACAGCAAAAAUCAAAACAAAGAUGAUGAUGUUUAUCAUUUUAUUGGAUAUAUACCUAUAAAUGGGCGUUUAUAUGAGCUGGAUGGUUUGAAGGAGGGCCCAGUGGAUUUAGGCGCUGUAUCAUCCGAUCAGAAUUGGAUCGACGUCGUUCGUCCUAUAAUUGAGAAGCGAAUGCAAAAGUAUAGCGAAGGAGAAAUCCAUUUUAAUCUUAUGGCGCUUGUAUCUGAUAGAUUAAAGAUUUAUCAACAAAAAAUAGACAAACUUUUGUCUACUGCUGACGACGCUAUGGAGACCGACGAUGAUCGGCAGACUGAAAUAGCUAAAUUGCGUUCGAAAAUUGAAUACGAAGUCGAAAAAAGGAAACGUUAUAAAAUCGAGAACAUACGGCGUAAGCAUAACUAUUUACCAUUUAUAGUAGAAUUACUGAAAAUGUUGGGAGAACAAGGUCAGUUAAUGCCUAUCUAUGAGAAGGCGAAAGAACGCGCUGUAGAGAGAGAAGCAGCCACCUCAAAAAGCAAAUCUUAAACACUUAACUAUUGACUACAUUCACAAAUCUUACGCAUCGUUGUCAUAGCAUUUUCAUUGCACUCAAUACUAUUAAUUAUAACAUUUGGUUAUCUCCAUUCAUUUAUAUUCAUCCCGUAAACGGAUUGACUGCCAUGGAAGAACAGAGGUGGUUCCAUUCCGGUUUGUUUAGAUUUUGCAAAGGAAAUAGCCGAAUAAAUCUAAUUUGUGCUAUUGGUAAAAAAA
Molecule: messenger RNA, 1323 nt
Organism: Anastrepha ludens (Mexican fruit fly)
Lineage: Eukaryota; Metazoa; Arthropoda; Insecta; Diptera; Tephritidae
Gene: Uch-L5
Product: ubiquitin carboxyl-terminal hydrolase isozyme L5
Exons: 3
Coding region: 121-1098 (325 amino acids)
Biological process (GO): protein deubiquitination; ubiquitin-dependent protein catabolic process
Cellular component (GO): cytoplasm
Molecular function (GO): cysteine-type deubiquitinase activity
Source: RefSeq, a predicted model, not a curated record